AUGAGACUUGAGUUGCUAGUAUUAUUUUUUACUUGUUUAAAAUCUAGUAAUGACGUAUAUAACAAUUUAUUAGAUAGUGUCAAACAGAAGAUUAUGGAUAAAGACUAUUUUUUGGUUGAUUCGGAAAAAGUACAUUACUUAAAAACAUAUUAUGUUUAUGAAAAAAAGAUUAUUUUUAAAGAAAAUGAAAUAAAUAGAAGAGGUGGAGGCGGCUUAUUUAUUAUCAAAGGUGGUGAUGCUGAAUAUAAUACAGCAGAUGAAGCAAUUCAAGAAAUUUGUGAUAAUUAUCUUUUAAACAUUUCUGAUGAACCGCAGGGAUUAAUAGUUUUUCAUAGGCUUUGUAUUUUUACAUCUAAAGAAGAUGUCAAGUUGAAUCUUAGAAAUUUUUUUUAUAAUGAGGUUGAAUCAAGCUUUGUUGUUAAACAUUAUGAUGAUGACAAACAAAGACAAAUUAAAGAGCUUUGUUUAUGUUUUUCUAGAGACAAAAUGAUAAAUAUUAACCUCUGCUUGUCAUCUGAAGGCCAAAAUAUUAGCGGAACUAUUAGAUGCUUUGAAGAAAAAGACAAGAUGAAAAUUUUUUUUCCUUUAAAAUUAAGAAAUUUAAUGUUUUUUUUAAAAAUUGACGUUAGCAAUUUAAGUACUAUAAAGGAACGAUAUACAAAUGAAUUAGUAAAAAUUCAUAAAGAUGUCGGUAAGAGUGGUAACAGUACAGAUGUAUGCGCUGCAAUUACUAAAAUCUUUACAUUUUCUGAUUUUCUGUUACAUCCUAAAUUAUUAAAUGAUGUCAACAGUGCUAAGAAAAAAAAAUCUAGACAAGUUUUGUUUAAAAAUUUUGAAAAGAAUUUUUUUAGAAUUGUAUAUCUAAAAGAGGCUAUAUAUUUUAACACCUUAAAUAUGCGAUUUUUUUAUUUUAAUAAAAAUCCUUCAGAGCCCGAGGAAAAUUGUCAAUACAUAAGCAUCUCUGAAAAAAUAUACAACGAUUGCAUUGAGAUUUGGAAUUUGUAUACAAAGGCAAAACAUAUUGAUAUUGCUAAAUACAAAAUUAUUUUUCAUAAACUUAAAGAUGAAAUUCUGCUAAUUUCUUUUUUAUAUAAAAUUUGUGAUAACCCGAAUUCUGCUUCACAUAUUAUAUUAAUGCAUUUAUUAGGCCAUUAUAAUAUUUUAGACGUUGAAGAAAUCAUUUCUCUUACAAAAGAUACGAAUAGCAUUGAUAUAUUGCCUAUUAAAGCGAAACUUUCUAAGAUUCAUUUCAUGAUGACGCCUAUGUGUGAGGAAGUUAAUAAUUUGCUAUACAUUCUUAUUUAUUAUAAAGCUGAGAAGUAUUUUAAAAAUUAUAAAAAGAAAAAACUUGUACAUAUUGAAUUAUUAAAUAAUAUACAAGAGUUUUCUAAUUUAUAUUUAGGUCAUAAUAACAUGACUUUAAAAGGUUUUUACCGCAACUUAGUUAAAAAUCGGCAGUCUAUAAUUUCGUCAGGUGAAGAAACGUUAUUACAAUUAUUUCAAAGUAUAUCACUACUAACUAAUUUAAACGUUAAAUGCAGCAUAGGAGGAAAGGAUGUUUCUUUUGACAAAGAAAAUGCAAGGAUAAUGUUUCAAGAGUUGGGAAUUGAUGAUCCCGAUAAUUUGGAAAAUUACGUUGAGGAAUUAGGAAGUUUCUUUUAA
This is a messenger RNA of Vairimorpha ceranae, 1662 nucleotides long. RefSeq lists its product as hypothetical. Bases 1 to 1662 code for a protein of 553 amino acids. Lineage: Eukaryota; Fungi; Microsporidia; Nosematidae. The transcript has a single exon. The record is from RefSeq and is a predicted model, not a curated record.